AUGUUAGCAUUAUCAAUUAUAAUAUUACUGUUGACAUAUGUUGGGUUGAGGUUCUGGAUUGCUUCCAAAUACAAUAAAAAAUACAAUAUGCUCAUUUUAUUUGGAUCAGGUGGACAUACUUAUGAAAUGUUGAUGGCCUUAAGGAAUUAUGAUUUCCAAUAAAAGUGUUAGAAUUUAUAUUUUAUGCAUUCCUUUGCUGAUACUUAGGAACCAUUAAGAGUAGCUAAAUUUAUUGAGGACAACAAAAUUGCUUUGCCAAAAGUGGAAUGGAUUACGAUUCACAGAAGUCGAAAAGUCAAAUAAUCAUAUUUAUCUUCGAUAAUCACAACAAUCAAGGCAACACUGCAUACCUUUUUGAUAUUAUUGAAAUUCAGAGAUCUGGAUAUCUUUAUUACUAAUGGUCCAGGGACAUGUAUUCCAGUUGUGAUUGUUUUGAUUGCACAAUAUUUAUUAUUCAUUCGAAAAAGAUGCAAGAUUUUGUUUAUAGAGAGUUGGUGCAGAGUGGAAAAUUUAUCUUUAAGUGGAAAACUAUUAUAUUGGGUUAGUGAUAAGUUUGUGGUGAAUUGGGAAUCUUUGAGUAAGAAAUACAAAAGAGCUACUUUUGUUGGUAAUUUAAUUUGA
Paramecium tetraurelia is the source of this 621-nucleotide messenger RNA. RefSeq lists its product as uncharacterized. NCBI's taxonomy places the organism in Eukaryota, Ciliophora, Oligohymenophorea, Peniculida, Parameciidae. Gene Ontology annotation, biological process: dolichol-linked oligosaccharide biosynthetic process. Gene Ontology annotation, cellular component: UDP-N-acetylglucosamine transferase complex. The record is from RefSeq and is a predicted model, not a curated record. The transcript is spliced from 3 exons.